Messenger RNA from Schistosoma curassoni, 2945 nucleotides. NCBI's taxonomy places the organism in Eukaryota, Metazoa, Platyhelminthes, Trematoda, Strigeidida, Schistosomatidae. The record is from the annotation of a GenBank genome assembly.
CGUUGGAACAAAACGGCGAGUGUUUUUAGUGAACCAGACAAUACUGACAUACUUACUUAGUAUGCGUAUCCUACAAAAAUAAUUAUUAACCAGAGAAGUCAUAUUAGCUUAAGUACUUCCUUCAAAUAGGUCUCAAAAUUGUCUCAACUUGUAAAUCGACGAAAUAACAUAAUAUCAUUGAAGAUUGGUCCGACGUUAUGCAUCAUCACGAUGGUAUCUUCUUCGUUACUUGAAGGAUGGACGUUAUCACACAUGGUGCGUCUGAACUCAAUCCAAAUCUAGAAAUGUGUUGAUCUGACCGCUUCUGAAAAACUUCAUGAAUUGUCGAUGUGACGCAUCAAUCAUCUUGCGACCAUUUGACCUUCACGUGCUCGCAACCUUCGUCAGCGGACGAUACCUCUGAAGCGUUGCCAUUUUACUGUCCUCCAACUAUGUCGAAACUAUUCGAUCUUCGUAGUUUAGUAUCGUAACUGAGAGCCGCUGAAGGUCGUUAGUCAGGUCUACGUCCACUGGCUUCGAGGGAAGUACAGGUGAAUGCAUCACACAGCAUACCGUGCUACAAGUCAAUUCCGGAAUACGAGACUUCUCUUUCAUGUCUAUACCCAAAAGAAACUCAUAUGCUAUUUAAUACAUGUUCCUUGUCCGAGAGAUCAUCGUGGUCAAAACAUUGUCCACAGUUCGAUAAUAUCCAAUUGAAAUGUCUACCGAUCGACAAUGGAUCCAAUAGUAUACGAUCUGUACCGAAUGCUUGUUUCACACGUGUCAGUCCAACCAGAAUACACAAUCCCCGUGUAGUUUUAUUUUCUCUUGAUGCACUUAGUUUGCUAAAUAUUCGUCAUGAAGUUAACCAUCUUAAUGAACAAAAAUGUAUAGAGAAAACAGGAGAAACAAAUCAUCUAGUUGAAUAUUUGUCAGGAAACAAAUUAUGGCCUGGUAGUGAUCCCACAGCUCAUUGUUAUUGUGGGUAUCAAUUUGGUAGUUUUGCUGGUCAACUUGGAGAUGGUGCAGCAAUUUCACUUGGUGAAGUGGUCAAUAAACAAGGUGAACGUUGGGAAUUACAAUUGAAAGGCUCAGGUUUAACUCCAUUUUCUCGGCAAGGUGAUGGAAGAAAAGUAUUACGUUCCAGUUUACGAGAGUUUCUAUGCUCUGAGGCAAUGUAUUAUUUAGGCAUUCCAACUACUCGAGCUGCAUCAAUUAUCACAUCUGACACUCUGGUUGAACGUGACAUGUUUUAUACAGGUGAUAAUAUCACUGAAAAAGCCAGUAUAACAAGCAGAGUAGCUAAGACAUUCAUCAGGUUUGGAUCUUUUGAAAUAUCUAAGUCCCCAGAUCCAAUUACUGGGCGUUUCGGACCAAGCGUUGGUAAUUUGACAAUUGUUUCACAACUUACUAAUUACGUAAUACAGCAAUUUUAUCCUCAUAUUUGGUCAGAAUAUUCAAAUGAUAUUAUUAAUUGUUAUGUGGAAUUCUUUAAAGAAGUAGUGAAACGUACAGCUAACCUAGUCGCUCUUUGGCAAACUGUUGGAUUUUGUCAUGGUGUAUUAAAUACAGACAAUAUGAGUAUUAUUGGCUUAACAAUUGAUUAUGGACCAUUUGGUUUUAUUGAUCAGUUCACUUGGGAUCAUAUAUCGAAUACAUCGGAUCCAAAUGGACGUUAUUCAUAUGCUCAACAACCAAGUGUUUGUGCAUGGAAUUUAGCUCGUCUAGCUGAAUGUUUAAUUCAAGCAUUAACUGAUCAACAGAAAUGUUCAUCUGAUAAAACAACGAAUAAAGAAUGCAUAUUUGUUGAUAAUCUUACAAAAAAAUUCACUAAUGUUUUGGAUACUACAUAUAUGUCUUGUUUUAAAAGUGUCUAUUUGGAAAGAAUGCGUAAAAAGUUAGGUUUGUUUUAUGCCAAGGAUGAAAUAGAUACAGAACUUACUCAAAAUUUAUUUAAUACAAUGGAAAUGACUGGUGCUGAUUUCACAAAUACAUUUUUAGCCUUAGAAGAUACUUUAUCACAAGUUGUAUAUCAAAAUAAUGCAGAUUUAUUAAAACCUGAUCUCAUUGUUAAAGAAUGUUGUAGUUUAAGUCAAUUACAAGAAACAUUUGAACCGAUUAAUAUGGAAUUACAUCGUCAACUAUCUGCAAAAUUUACCGGUAUUCAUGAAAAUAUCAUAGAUCAACUAGAAGAAACGAAAAUUUUGAAAAGUAAAGAGAAAGAAAAACUGUACAAAGAACUAGAGCAUAUGACAGAAGAAGAAUACCAAGAGAGAAAUAAACGUCUAUGGUCUAUGUGGUUACAAGCAUACGAAGUACGUUUAAAAAUAGAUUUCGAAGGGAAUCAUGAUAAUACCAAAACACAAUUCUCUGAACGUUUAAAUUUAAUGCAGUCUGUAAAUCCUCGAGUAGUUCUACGUAAUUAUCUUGCCGAAGAAGCUAUUAAAUCAGCUGAUAAAGGAGAUUAUACAGUUGCACAACAAUUAUUCAACUCAUUGACCACACCUUUUAAAAAUCCUGAUAUGUCUUUGAAUAACGAGUCUUUUCAUCUUGUAUCCCGGAUUAAAUAUCGUCCUCCUGAUUGGUCUCGUAAACUACGUGUUUCUUGUUCAUCUUAACAUCCAUCCAUAGUGUAUUUUAAUAUCUUGCUUCAAUAUACGAUACUCCCAGAUGUUCAACAAUUUGCUUUUAAAUUUCAUUACCAAAUACAUCAAAAACACUAAAUAUUAUACCUUUGUUUUACUAUCAUUCAUUUGUGUCAAGUUACUGUGUUGUUUAGGAGCUGUAUUUUGUUAGUUGACUUCCGAUUCUGUUGUGCUUCCAAAAAGAAAAGAAUAUGUUCUUGAUUUGUGUUUGGGUUUGUGUGAUCAGGCCGUUACUACAAAAUUAGUUGUACUAUCUAGUUUGUUAGUUGAUUAGUUUGUCCAUAUUUGUUUUAAGACCAGUGACCUUCUUCAUCAAAUUGU